ACAGUUGUCAGAGAACAGCACCCCUAAAGAAUACACCAUAUUUAGCCCCUUUCCUUUCACACUGUCUCUUUCGUAUCUCUUCCUUCAAGCCCCUCUAUCUGGCCCCUUCGAAAGCUUCACAGAUCUUGUAUGUUUUAAUUUCUUGAUGUAUACGUUUCUCUGAAUGUGUAAAUUUUUGCACGAACCACAAAGUUACGAUAAAACAGGGGUUUUUCGAUGGUUUAAAACCCUUCCUUUAGCACCAGAGUUUCAUCCAACCCUUGAAGAGUUUAAAGAUCCAAUCGGCUUGCCGAUUAGAGUGGGGGAGAAAGAAUGUUCUUUCUACAUGAGAACUGGUUCAUGCAAGUAUAGGGAAAGCUACAGGUUUCGUCAGCCGGAUCCUACAGCAGCGGGAGGAGGUGACACUACUUUACCAGGUAGGCGUAUUUCUUCAGCAAGAACAAUAAAUGAUACUGCAACACCAUUGAGGUCAAUUAUCUAUGGGCCAACCUCAUUCAUGCCGAACAUGAACGGCUAUGAACUGCAAAAUCAUAUAAAUGAGGAAUUUCGAUUACCAGUCAUAUUGAUGUAUGCUGACAGUACAUCAGCGGAACUGAAAGAAAUUCAGAAUGGGGCAGUUUAUGUCAUGCUAAAGCCUAUAUCGAUUGAUGAAAUCAAAUAUAUAUGGCAGCUUUCUAUAUGGUGGCAAAAGAAAAUUAAUGGCACUGCUCCAUCAAUCAGAGAAAUUAAUAAUCAUUCCGAAGAAAAUGUUAAUACAUUAUCUUCGAAUGGUAUUUACAGUGGAGCCUAAAGACUUUAAGUUAAUAUAUAUUUAAAUAACCGUGAUCCCUGGGAGCCACCAUUGUGGAUGAACUUAAAGGAAGACUCACCCCGACUCCUCCCGCAUGAUUAAACAUUCAUGGUGAACCACAUUUGUUGAUGACGGUGAUGAUGUAAUAACAUCAUAUAAGCUAGAUAUCGAUUGAGCGGGAACAGUUCCUGUACCAGUGGUUACAAUGAUUGAUGGCUCAGUGUGGCAGAAGAGCCACUCAAUGGUCUCCCCAUGCGUAAAUGACUUAGGGUUAGAGUGUCUGCUCGCACUUCAGCCGUUAUGAAACUUAUAAGUUUGGGUCGUCCUGUAAGUACGAUCAUUCAGUUGGUGGCACUGCACCUUCUCAGAUGGGGCUGAUCACGGAAGAUUCACAUGAAGGCUGAAUGAGUCCAUUCCUUCUGAUACAUCCAUUUGAACAGAACUAUGUGCACCUUUAUCACCUUCUAACCCAUUCAUAUCUGUUGAACUUACCUUCACAGCAUUUCCUUGUGGGAGCAGAACUGAAUGCGAUUGAUCUUCAUGUUCCAAGAUUACAUUGUCAGAAGAAGCAUCACGUGUCUGAUCCUGAUCCUGAUUAAUUGGUGAUAAGACUUCGCCAAAGUCAUCGUCAAUACUGCCCUUGUAUUUUAUUCCUCAAUACAUAGUGAUUACAAAUACUUGAAAACUUUUUGUACUCGAAGACUUUUGAAGGAUGGUGUGAUGUUUUCCACGUAUCAAGACUAUGGUUGCAGAAUAAUCGGAUGGUUUGUGAUAAUAGUAUAAAGUGACAUAUAUGUAAUUGCCAAAAACAUACUUAACAAACCAAUUCUCUAAUUUGUAUGUCUAAUUUAAGGUUAACUUCAAGAUUAAAACUUUGUGCAUUUUAUGUGGGGAAGCACUUAUAAACUUCUUCCAGGUCAUAGCAUUUUUUUAUACAGAUAUAGAAUACCAAAUUUUGAUCACUGUAUAAACUGUUACAUAUUAGUCUUCUUCAAUUUAGAAGGGUUUUAGCGUGAAUAACUGCAGUGAGUUAUGCUACUCUUGCUAAGAAGACUACGGUCAUGUCUCCGGAAGUAAUUGUUAAUGCUGGCAUUCCAUGUUACAGGUAACUCUUUUAUGUCUAUGCUCCAUGUUUUUAAUACUCUUCAAUCUUGAACCUGUAUGGAAUUGUAGCUGGAUGAGACUUAUCUUUCAUCAGUUCUACUGAAAAGCUAAUUUGCAGUUAUCUUUUUCUGCUGAAUGUUUACAAGAGGCCUGAUUCUUUCAUCUUCCCAGUUUCCCAUGUCCACCUUGAUCAUUAGGACUUUUUCACAGAACAUCAAUUAUAAAAAUGUGACUGUAUAGUUUUCUGGCAAUGUAUUUAUGUGAAUUUAAUCCUUUGUCAAACCAGGUUAGUCCAAAAUCCGGGAGAAUUUGUCUUCACCUUUCCAAGGGCUUACCACUCAGGAUUCAGUCAUGGAUUCACUUGUUCAGAAGUUUCAAAUAUCGCAACUCCUGAAUGGUUGAAGUUCGCAGGAAAAGAUGAAAUUCACCGGGCAGCAGUAAACUAUCCUCCAUUAGUUUCUCACAUCCAAUUGCUCUAUGAUCUUGCACCAUCAUUCUCUUCAGUGUGGUUCACUCUACAUGAAUUACAAAAUGUCGAGAAGUAUCAUAAUGAAAAGUCAUAUGCGAUAUGCAGAGAUGGAGACACAGAGAGGGACCGAGGCGAUUGAGAGAAGGGAGGGAGGAGAAAAGAAAUAACUGGGAGCAAGAACAUGCAUACACAGUAUUCAUGUAUAUUAAAAACACCUUCCGUUAACUUUAACGGGUACCAGUGAGCAUUGGACGAAGAAGUGAAGGGGAUUGCCUGGUAAAGAGGCUUUUUCUGCACCAUGUGACGCAUAAUACCAACCUGCUGCAUACUCUUGGGAAAAGAUCUCCCGCUAUACUUCUUCCCUGUGAUUUUAUCAGGAGAAGUUUUCCUGAAUUGCAUAAUGGUGCUAAUAUUCCCUUAUUAGCAAAAACAUUAAUUCUUCGUGCACUGUGACUUCUCAGAACCAUAACUUUUACACUCAAGAAAAAUGGACUUUUUUCAUGCUUAGCUUGUGGGGUUUUAUGUUUUUCUUGUGCUGCAAUCAUAGAACCUACUGAAGUGGGAAAGCAUAAUCUCGUCAGCUGAUUGUGGCAAUAUCAGAGGUAGUGGUGUUGUUUCGGUCGUUGCUGCUAGUAAUUGGUGGUCUCGUUCCCCAGGAUAUGCUAACAAUGUUGUGCUGGAUUCCGGCUUAGGGCGGAUGGAAGAAUACAUCUUCACUUGCUCUUAUAGCUUUGACCUAUGAGGAUGCUUCCGACUCUGAAAGUGAACUGAGAGAAGUUUCUGGAUGAAACAAAAGUAAUGGCUGAUGAACUGGUACGCCAGUAAAGAAGACAAGGAGAGAAUCAAAUCAGCUUUAGAUAGUGAAGGGUCCAUUCAUGGGAAUGUUGACUGGGCUAAAAAGCUGGGGGCCGAUCUUUCUUACAGGACCCUACCUAAGUCCAACAUUAAAGAGGAAGGCUAUGGAUGAUCUUGAGCCGACCAAAAGAAGCAAAGAUAAACGUAUUAUACAAUAAAAGAGGACUUUCAGAAAUAAGCUCAAGAUAAAGCCAAUCCAGGAUGAGACUCCUCCGCCUGAACACAAACAUGACUAGGGCACUAAAAAGCAAGAUGUCAAUAUUGAAUAUAAGUUGGAAGGUGGCCCGAGCACUAGACUCCGGCCAAGAACUGAAAAGCAGGCUCCAAAGGACCCCUGGACUUGUCGGGGAGAAACCUGAAGCAAAAAGUGCAUUGAUGAAGCAAACAUCCAGUAUAGAAGAACAAAAACAGCUUCUGGGAUCCAGGCUUCAGCUGGAAAAAGGUCCAGAAAAUCAGAGGUAGAGCGACAUUGAGGGCUGCCUGAUGAAAUUUGGCUCCAAAAAAGAGUUGGGGCUCCAUAAGAAAAAUAUUUGGUCAGUGAAGGGGUGCGGAAAGAAGUUGGCCUCACACAAGUAUCUGAUGGUGCACAAUCAGGAAGUGCAUCGUGAGGACCGUCCCUUACAAUGAACUUGGGAAGGCUACACCUGGACAUUUAAAUAGGCUUGGGCUCGGACAGAUCAUAUCGAGUUCAUACAGGUGUCCGUCCAUAUACCUGUGCUGAGACUGGCUGGCAAAACAUUUCGUUUUGUCAGAUUUCAGUCGCCAUAAGAGGAAGACCAGACACUCAGGGUAGCUCGAAGAAUGAGCACUGAAAGGCAUGAAGAAACAGAGAAACUAAGCGAGUUAACAUUAUCUAAGAACCUCGAUGCUCAUGUGCAGAGGUUGGUGUAGUUUCUAGUUUAACAUGUCCUUGGAAUGUCUUUGAUAUUACAGUUGAUUUAGCCUUCUUAAUUUCAGUAACAGACUUAUCAGCCACAUUGAAAUGUGCACAAUGUUGUCUUACAUUAGAUGGUCGAAAUUUACGUAUAACUCUGGAGUACUGUAGUUCUCAUAUCUUGA
Daucus carota subsp. sativus is the source of this 4277-nucleotide messenger RNA. RefSeq lists its product as hypothetical. The record is from RefSeq and is a predicted model, not a curated record. The transcript has 7 exons. NCBI's taxonomy places the organism in Eukaryota, Viridiplantae, Streptophyta, Magnoliopsida, Apiales, Apiaceae. Gene Ontology annotation, molecular function: mRNA binding. Bases 164 to 790 code for a protein of 208 amino acids.